AUGCAGUGUGCUGAGGACCAUCAGACGGUCCUGGUGGUGGUCCAACCUGUGGGCGUCGUCCCUGAGGAUCAGUUCUUCAGGAUCUACAAACGCAUCGCCUCUGUGGCCCAGGUCAGCAUCCAUGUGUACUAGCUAUGAGUGUAUCCCAAAUGGCACCCUAUUCCAGGGCCCGCUCUGGUCAAAAGUAGUGCACUAUAUAGGGUAUAGGGUGGCAUUUGAGACACAGGCUGGGCAUGUGUCUUAUUAUUUAUUGAAAUAUGUAACCCCAGGCCACCUUGUAGUUAUUUGUUUUUGAUGUAAAUGUUUUACCAUUGGAUGCUGAUUGUCAAAUGAUCCCUAUUUUGUUGUGUGUUUUGUCUUUUCAUGCUAUUGAAAAAAAGGUGUCCAUCCGGGACUCCCAGCGGAACCUCUAUAUCCGUUACCGCCACCACUACCUCCCAGAGAACAACGAGUGGGGAGACUUCCAGACACACCGCAAGGUUUGUUGCUUUUAUUUUUCCUAUUUGUUGCCUUUCGUAAUGUGUCUUUGGGUUUCAGAAAUGCGCUUAGUUUUUUGUUAUGUGUCCUGCACAGCAGCCUUCCGCAAACCUCUCCUUGGGGAUUCGCAGCUGUUCCAUGUAUUUGAACUAGAGUUAGCAUACCUGAUUCAACUCAUCACCUAAUCAUCAAGCCCUUGACUACUUCAAUUAGGUGUGCUAGUUUAGGGCUACAACAAAACUGUGAAACGUCUAAGAAGCACAGCUGUACAGUAUGCGUGUCUUUUUGUCCUGUGCAUGAAUUUCCCCUCAGGAAUAAUAAAGUCCUGUCUGUCUAGGUGGUGGGCCUCAUUUCCGUGACGACCUGUGGUUCGGCUAAAGAGUGGCCCCAGACCUUGGACCGUUUCCAUGGCCAGAAGGAGGUGUUCGGAGCCACGCUGUACGACUCGCGGCUCCUGGUGUUCGGGCUGCAGGGGGAGAUAGCAGAGCAGCAGAGGACGGAUGUUGCCUUCUACUCUAGCUAUGAUGACUGUCCCGAUGUGGAGAAAAGGGUGGAGGACUUUGUGGAGUCCAUCUUCAUCGUGCUAGAGUCCAAGAGGCUGGAUAGAGCCACAGACAAGUCUGGGGAUAAGAUACCACUGCUCUGUGUUCCCUUUGAGAAGAAAGACUUUGUGGGGCUGGACACUGAUAGCAGGUGAGUUGUCUUUUCUUCUGCACUCUAUUUGGCUUUUAAAGGUCUGGUAUCAUCCACAUGUUUUGCUGUGUAUAUAAUUUGGAACCAACAAGAUAGUUGGUUAUUAAACAAUUUCCAUGAGCCUGAACUGUGACUUCUGAAUUGAUCAACAGUCUAUUAGUUUAACAAUUGAUAAAAUGCCUGAAUACUAUAUUUGCCAAGUGUAGCCUAAUGGUUGUUAGAUGGUUGUUUCAUGAUUGUUACAAGGUGAUGGUAAUUACACUAACAACAUUGUUGUGCUAAUGUUUGUUAUAUGGUGAUUGAAAAAGCCUGACCUCAGUGUUUCUCUGAUGUCCAUUGUCAAGAUAUCCUUGUCGUUACAUUAAUGUUGCUAAGGACAGUCAACCUUGAGUGUUUAUUUCCCCUUUUAAAAAUCUGUUUAUAUUUUUGCUUCUUUCCUUUUUUCUUUGUUUAUCUUGGUUACUUUAUUUGUCUUUCCCAUUUUUUUCUUUCAUACUGUCCUGUGAGUUUAUUGUUGGGUGUGAAAAGGUGAGCUGCUGUUAGACAUUGCUUUAGUUAAGUCCAUCCCAGUUCCAUCAGCUUAAGCCCCACCCCUAAACGAGACACUCUGCCCAGGCCCUGCCCCCUACCUCAGUGCUCUUGUGCAUGGGUUCAAAGCUUAGAUCCAAACUCAUCAUUCCUCUCAACUUUGUAUGAAAUAAAAUCAUAACAAGUUCUGAAGGAGCUGAUAGUUUGGACAUGCAGAAUACAUGAAACUAUCAGUGACUGAGGCUUGUGAAGGUUGGUUCACUUAAACAGUGAGGCUAUCCUAUCUAUUCUAUUAUGUGCUUGUAAAGGUUUGUCCAGCCUUUCAGGAACUUGAGGAUUGGGAAGGUUGUCACCUGACCCGAGCUUGACUGGGUGAAAUAAGGUCUGUACUCUAAUUCUUUACACAUUCUAUGACAUGGAUCUCAUAUCUUCUACUAUAUUCUGCUACUACACCUUAACAUGGAUCUCGUAUAGCCGUGAUUAAUGGAGGGAUGCAUCACCUUUAGCUAGGCUUAUUAUUGCUCCUACUUAUGAAAGCAUGACUUUCAAUAUGGUAUCCAUGUCCUUCUAAGCAGACCGUACAUAAGGUAUUGCUCAUCAUUUUAUUUCAAACAUUUUUUCAUCCGAAAAGUUUAGGCACAACUCAUUAUACUGAAUCUGAACAAAAUGAGCAAUUGUACCAUGAAUUCACUAAUAGCAUGGAAAUCAACCCCAUUUAGCCCCAUUGACACAGCAUCAUGCUUUCUAGGUAAAAAAAAUACUUGGUGGGUUUGACCCUUGACCUUCCCAGUAUCUCAGGCUCCAGUAAAGAGUUAGACAGACAGAGGUCUUGCACACGUCUUGAACUGGCCCCAUUUUCUUUUGUUAGAAUUACAAACUGUGAUGUUGUCUGCCUCCUCUUCAAUCCUGGUGUGUUUAAUGUGCAAGACUUCAGGAUCAGGGUGGUUCUGGUUAUUUCUCUCUAUUGGGUUCUCCCCUCCCCAACCCCUGUCUCCCUUGCUUGUGCUGUCCCCCCCCCCCCCCCCCCCCCGUAACUGAUUAGAUUAAUUCAACAGCGAGUCUCCUCUGCUAGCACCCAAUGGUACCUGGGUAAGAAAAUACAUUAUGCUCAAAAAUGACUUUUGUUUGGGAGAGAGAAGACCAUGAAGAGGGUUUUUGUAAAAAUGAUGUAAAAAGUAAACCCUACUUGCAUAAUUGUUCGCUGUAACGUGGACAAAGUUGUAUUGUAAAUUGAUAUCUCUACGACAUCUGAAGGACACUAGUUGAUGUUUCCCUCCUCCUCCUCAUCUAGGCACUAUAAGAAGCGUUGCCAGGGCCGUAUGAGGAAGCACGUUGGGGAUCUAUGUUUGCAGGCAGGCAUGUUGCAGGAUGCCCUGGUCCACUAUCACAUGGCUGUGGAGCUGCUCCGCUCCGUCAAUGACUUCCUGUGGCUGGGGGGUAAGACUGGGGAGGAAGACAUGGCUCUUCCUCUUCCUGCUAUAUUCUCAAAUCCCAUAAAGCAGGGGUGGAUACUCUCAGGUUUUUGCUACGACCCCACUAUAACACACCUGAUUCUACUAAUCAGCUUCUCACCAUGACCUUGAAGGAGAUGAGGAUCUGAAUCAGGUGUGCUACAAGAGGGUAGUAGCAAAAUCCUGCCAAGCCCAGGAGCUCUCCAGGAGGACUGUUCGCCACCCUUGCCAUACAUACAUAAUUCCCUUUAGAAAAUACUUGUAAUGGGGGGUUAUGAUAUUCUGUUUCAUUGACACAUCUCCCUUAUGUCUUGGUUCUCCAGCUGCGUUAGAGGGCCUGUGUUCAGCCUCUGUUAUCUUCCACUACCCUGGGGGAACAGCAGGGAAGGCUGCCGGACGCAAACCCAGCCUGGCACAGGGCCAGGGCCAGGCAGCUGAUGCAGGGAAGAGGCAUCGGCCAGGUAAGCAGCACUCCUCGCUCUCUCUGUGUGUGAGGUUGGGGGUGGUCUUCUCUGUGUUUAACUUUUUGAUUGGCCAAGGAAGAACCGUGUCCGGGGUGGGGGUGGGGGGGGGGGACAGACCCAGUGUUAUUAUUGAAAGGGAUGGUCUCUGCGUGCCUUAGGGUUGAAUUAGAGUUUUUUUAAUAAAAUGAACAGUGUGGAGAUGUUUCAGGAGGUAUGGGGCUCAGGGGGCUGUCUGUACGGCUGGAGAGGAGGGAUUGGAUGUACGGUUGUAAUGUGGUGCUGGAGGGUGGAUUGUGUUGUACUGUGUUGUGUAAUGUGAUUGUGUGGUGGUUGUGGUGGCAUGCAACAUUUCCUCCACAACCUAACCCAUUUGUUCUGAACCUUAUUUAAUAUCAUAUUUCCAUUCACCGAUAUCUUUACUUAAUAUUAUUAACAAGUCACUUACUUUAACCCCUUAAUAACAACACAUAUUUUUAUUUUACUUGUACAUAGUUUAUUACUGAAGUAAUUAGCAUUAGCCUACUAUAGCGCGGGGAUGGAUGGGAAAGUCACAAGGAACCGGCUGAAAAGUGGCUUGUUUGGGGACUAACAUUGCUUUCAAUAACUAACUGCACUGUGUGAACCUGCAUUCUCUCUCUGUGUGUCUGUCUGUUACUGUAGGGGCACAGGAGGUACUCAUAGACCCAGGUAUGGUAUGACACUAACCGGCCAAUGCCGCGUAGCUCUACUUGUAGCUAGACAUCUCACCUGUGUGUGUUUUCCUGCUGUCUGUCUGUGUGGCCCAUUUCCUUAUUACUUGUGUUUGGUUUCAUGCUUUUUAUGAUGACAACCUCCUAGCUUGGUCUCAGAUCUGUUAGUGGUGUCUUACCAACAAAGGCCAGACAACACAAACAGAUCUGGGACCAGGCUAACAACCCAUUGCACUGCAUCUGAUUCCAACUUUGAUUGUUUCCACCACUGGUAAAUCAAAACAGAUGUUUUUUUCCCGCCUCUUAAGGCAGGUAUUGUAUUUUUGUCAGCGUUAGAUGUUUUGUGUUCAUGCUUGAUCACACCAUUGACCUCUUCUUCUAGUCAAUGAAUAGUAACCAUUUUAAAAUCAUGAUCAAGGACAUUAUAUCCAACACUAUGUACAAGAAGAAGCACAUAACCUCCUAUUAGAUUUCAAAAGUGAUUGAAAUAAUAAUCCAAUCUAAAUUACUGAAAGUAAUUCAGACAUGCACCAGGAGGUGGCGACGUUGCUAUUGAAAUCGCAGCACUGCUGAUUGAGGCAUCCAAGCUUUGUGAGUCUACUUCUCCUGUUGCCUCAAGUUACAAUGUAGAACUGUUCAGAGUGAGACAUUUCGGCCAACCUAUCCGUAAGAAAUACUGCAGAAAUUAAGCUCUUAUGUUUCCUUUUUAGGAAGUGUGUUUGGUUUUACUAAACCAUUCAACCCAAGGGGUCUGUGUAAAGUGUGUAGUUCCGACCGUAGAUGUAGCAAUUUGCACAUUUUGUCUAACACUUAAUAUAUAAAAAAUAUAAUGAUAUAUACCCUAUAGCAGAUGCUUUUAUCCGAAGCAACUUAGUAAUGUGUGCAUACAUGUAUUACGUUUGGGUGGUCCUGGGAAUCAAACAUGCUUUCCUGGCGUUGUAAGCGCUUCACUCUACCAACUGAGCUAGAAAGGACCACUUAGCAGAUGCUUUUAUCCAAAACAACUUACAGUACAGUGAGUGCAUACAUUUCUAGUAUGUGUAUGUGUUCCCAGAGUAGUCUUAUGAUUCACAUGUAAUGCUGUGUCAUAGUGACAUCGCCGCGACGCCGUUGCUAGGCAAUGUUCUAUCAAUACUACAUUUGUAUUGAAAUCAGAUGGGUAGAGGAGAGAGAGAGAUUCUCCUUGCACAUAAUCGUUUUAGAACCAUUUCAAUUGAAACAUUCCAAACUACUGAGCACAUGAUGAAAUCAGCCUCAGCGUCAUUUUGAUCACAUAACAGUGCACAGUGACCCUCAAAGGCCCUUUAUUCAUAGAUAGAUUGUUGUGUACAAUGCAUGGCAAUCAUCGAGUGUUGUCUUGAUAUGUCGGUGUUUGAAACGCCUGUCGAUGCGGCAUUAAAUGUGUAUGCUCAGAUAGGCUAUACACAGUUUGCCAGUGAGUAUGUCAUUGUUGUGACUUUGGCCAUAUGCAUCACAGUAGGUUGGUGACACCUUUAAUUGGGGAGAACGGGCUCGUGGUAAUGGCUGGAGCAGAAUCAGUGGAAUGGUAUCAAAUACAUCAAACACAUGGUUUCCAGGUGUUUGAUGCCAUUCCAUUAGCUCCGUUCCGGCCAUUAUUAUGAGCCGUCAUCCCCUCAGCAACCUCCACUGAUAUGCAUGUGUGAAGGACCAAGUGGUGGAUGUGUCUGAUAACAUUGACAAUCAUCCCGGUCAUUUUUCCUUUUUCUCUUUCUCUCUCCUCCUUUCUCCUUUUCUCUCUCUCCCCUCCCCCAUCUCUAUCUCUGUCUCUUUCUCGCUCUCUAUCUUUCUCCAGGUGCCCUCACAGCCAAUGGGAUCAGUGCAGACACCAGCAGUGAGAUUGGUCGGGCCAAGAACUGCCUGAGCCCUGAGGACAUCAUAGAGAAAUACAAGGAGGCCAUCUCCUACUAUGGCAAGGUAUUGGAAAAGACAAGAAAUAGACACACACACUAUUGUAUGUUCCUAUCUACUUUGUUCCAUCUCCUUCUGUAGCAAGGGAUUGGAACAAUAAUUUUUCAAAAGCACUGUACGCACAUCUAGCUAUUUUUCAGGUUCAGGGUACAAAAAGUAUACAUCAUAGAAAAUAAACAGAUACCCACACUGUUGAAUGCUCCUACAUGCUUUAUUACAUGCAAUGUUUCAACAGAAGGUUCAGUGUUUGUACUUUGCAGACCAGUGCUGUUUGCAGACUAUUCCAUUAUCCGCUAUCCAGUUUGCAGUUCUCAACAUCUCCACCAGGGGACAGUAGCACACUAGGUAUCAGUGAUGGUUGGGCGUCUGAUGCAGCAGAGAGGGGCUGUGUAGCUGUGCCUGCCUGACUGGCUGUGUCCACACUGUAAACAAACUACUUACAUGCUGACUCAGAUGGUCAACAGUGGAAAGCUUAGCUAGCAUGACGUCACUGUCUGUUACUAUUAGACAAAUGGAAGUGUGGGGCCAUCUCAGAUGCCCUAUAACUCCAUCAGUUGCAAUUAAAAAAAUAAAAUACAUUAGUUAAUUGCAUUGUUAAUCUAUUGAUAACUAUACUUACUGGUGUAGCACAGGUAUGUGUUAACAAAAACAAUCAAACCUUGGGGGUAAAAACACAGAGGGGUAACUUCCCAGCAGUAUACCACCUCCCACUGCUGGCUUGCCUCUGAAGCUAAGCAGGGUUGGUCCCUGGAUGGGAGACCAGAUGCUGCUGGAAGUGGUGUUGGAGGGGGACAUUGCCCUGUGUUAGUUGCCGUCUUUCGGAUGGGAGGUUAAACGGGUGUCCUGACUCUCUGUGGUCACUAAAGAUCCCAUGGCACUUAUCGUAAGAGGAGGGGUGUUAACCCUGGUGUCCUAGCUAAAUUCCCAAUCUGGCUCUCUUACCAUCAUGGCCACCUAAUCAUCCCCAGCUUCCAAUUGGCUCAUUUAUCCCCCCUCCUCUCCCCUGUAACUAUUCCCCAGGUCAUUGCUGUGAAGGAGAAUGUGUUCUCAGUCAACUUACCUGGUAAAAUAAAUUAAAACAAAAUAAUAUCCCUGUAGGCCUUCGGAAAUUCUGCUGUGUUUUAUCUCCACUAUUAUAAUUGGCUUCUUGCUCUGACUUCCCUUGGUCCUUUUACCUGUAACUAGUUCACUCCAAAUGAAAUUACAUUAUAUAUCAACACGACAGGGCUAUUCAAAUAUUAAUUGCAUUUUAAUAAGGAGACAAUGCGGAUAGGAGUGGGUGGGGGAUCGCGUGUGAAUGUGUGAGAGAGCACUACUGUACCUCGACUCAGGUUUCUACUUCAUUAGAUCUACUACUCGGGGAGAACCCGGGACUCCCCUGGAAGAACCAAUGAACAAAGUAAAAAUGAACGACGGAGGUUCCGUAUCACCACAUGGACUGUAAUCAGUAAUCUGAUAAAGAUGUCACAGAGAGAAAGUGACAUGAUGGAAUACAUCGGUUCAGAUUAUUACGCCAGGUGGGAAAAGCCAUACUAGUCCUCACUGGUUACUUAUGUUUUCCUUAUGCUGGGCCUGGUCAGUUCUUAUUGUCCUCUUCCUUUCUAUCUCUCUCUCCCUCUCCUUCCAUCCCUCUCCCAGUAUAAGAAUGCAGGCGUGAUAGAGCUGGAGGCGUGUGUGAAGGCAGUCAGGGUGCUAGCCAUUCAGAAGAGGGCCAUGGAGGCCUCCGAGUUCCUCCAGAAUGCUGUCUACAUCAACCUGGGACAGGUAAGACCUCACCUGAUAUGUAGAUGUACCUCCCUGUGGGGGGAACCAUCAUCCUGGUCUCACACACAUUCUGUUAAUUAGAGACCAGAGUUUUGCUUAGUCAAGUCCCAUGCAUAGAUCUCAUAUUCAGGAAAAACUCUGGUCCCCAGUUGUAAUCUAUAACCAGGGCCCAGAGUUUUACCUAGUCAGAUCAUAUAGUCAUGAAAGACUCCUGACACCAGAGUCUUUCUUUCUGCCAACACCCAGGUCCCAUAGUCUGUUAACACCCAGGUCCCAUAGUCUGUUAACACCCAGGUCCCACAGUGACUGUUAACACCCAGGUCCCACAGUGACUGUUAACACCCAGGUCCCACAGUGACUGUUAACACCCAGGUCCCACAGUGACUGUUAACACCCAGGUCCCACAGUGACUGUUAACACCCAGGUCCCACAGUGACUGUUAACACCCAGGUCCCACAGUGACUGUUAACACCCAGGUCCCACAGUGACUGUUAACACCCAGGUCCCACAGUGACUGUUAACACCCAGGUCCCACAGUGACUGUUAACACCCAGGUCCCACAGUGACUGUUAACACCCAGGUCCCACAGUGACUGUUAACACCCAGGUCCCACAGUGACUGUUAACACCCCAGGCCUCAUGCUCUGGCAUCAGAUCCUAUAGUCAGGCACCUGUCUCUGCUGCUUUCCUGUGUGAUGAUCACCAGAGGAUCUGCCUGCCAACAGCCAGGUCACAUAACACAGGAACGCUCUUCUGACAGGUGCCUGAGGCCAUCCUGCAAGAAACUGAAAGCCUGCUCUAUUCAGGCUCUGCUCUGUAGGCGUCUCUCUAGGAGGGAAAUCUCACUUGAGUCUCAGACAGUUCUGCCAGUGUGCCACCACCUCCUUACCCACUGUGCAGUGACUGAUCGUUCUCAUAACCUUUCCAUAGAUUUGUUUUAUAAAUCAAAUUGAACUUUUUUCAGAGAUUUAUUUGUGUUAACGUCAAGGAUUUAUUUGUGUUAACGUCAAGGAUUUUCUAAUAAUAAUAUAUACCAUUUAGCAAAUGCUUUUAUCCAAAGCGACUAAAUGGCAUUUAUUAUUAUAUACUGCACAAAAAUAUAAACACAACAUGCAACAAUUUCAACAAUUUCACUAAGUUACAGUUCAUGUAAGGAAAUCAGUCAAUUUAAAUACAUUUAUUAGGCACUAAUCUAUGGAUUUCGCAUGACUGGACAGGGGCGCAGCCAUUGGUGGGCCUGGGAGGGCAUAGGCCCACCCACCUGGGAGCCAGGCCCACCCUCUGGGGAGCCAGUUUUUAUCCACAAAAGGGCUUUAUUACAGACAGAAAUACUCCUCAGUUUCAUCAACUGUCUGGGUGGCUGGUCUCAGAUAAUCCCGCAGGUGAAGAAGAUGGAUGUGGAGGUCCUGGGCUGGCGUAGUUACACGUGGUCUGCAGUUGUGAGGCCGGUUGGGCGUACUGCUAAAUCCGCUAAAACGACAUUGGAGGCGGCUUAUGGUAGAGAAAUAAACAUUGAAAGCUCUGGCAACAGUUCUGGUGGACAUUCCUGCAGUCAGCAUGCCAAUUGCACGCUCACUCAAAACUUGAAACAUCUGUGGCAUUGUGUUGUGUGACAAAACUGCACAUUUUAGAGUGGCCUUUUAUUGUCCCCAGCACAAGGUGCACCUGUGUAAUGAUCAUGCUGUUUAAUCAGCUUCUUGAUAUGCCACACCUGUCAGGUGAAGGGAUUAUCUUGGCAAAGGAGAAAUGCUCACUAACAGGGAUGUAAACAAAUUUGUGCACAACAUUUGAGAGAAAUACGCUUUUUGUGCAUAUGGAACAUUUCUGGGAUCUUUUAUUUCAGCCCAUGAAACGUGGGACCAACACUUUACAUGUUGCAUUUAUAUUUUUGUUCAGUAUAAAUCCUUGACGAUAACACAAAGUUAUACAACUUAUUUCCAAAUGAAUCUCUGGAGAAGUUCAACUUGAGUUAUAAAACAAAUCUGGGACAACCCGUAUGUAAAAUGUAUGAACGCAUUAAUGUAUGUCUGACUUAGUCAUGCGUGCAUACAUUUUACGUACAUUUUACGUGCAGUGUGUGGUAUAAAUAGUUUUUCAAUGAUCUAAUAGAAUCAACCAAACAACCUAUUAACCAACCAACCAAUGAUCUCUCCUGUCUGUCUUCCCUGUUUUCUCAGCUGUCAGAGGAAGAGAAGAUCCAGCGCUACAGCAUCCUCUCUGAGCUCUACGACCUUAUUGGUUUCCACCGUAAGUCAGCCUUCUUCAAGCGGGUAGCAGCCAUGCAGUGUGUGGCCCCCACCAUCCCAGAGCCUGGCUGGAGGGCCUGUUACAAGCUGCUGCUGGAGACCCUGCCUGGAUACAGCCUCUCCCUCGACCCCAAAGACUUCAGCAAAGGUACCCGACUGGAUAUGCCUCUCCUCUGUCACAAAAGUGUCCCAUACACUGUAGAGUGAUCCCCUACAACUUUAGAUGAUCAAUAAAAGACACACACACACCUCCCUGUUUCAGUAACGUCAAUACUCAAAGCAAGAAAUUGAAUAACAUUGCCUUCCCCUGCCCUGAGGUUUAUUUAAAGGAUCUUCUCUUCAAGAGCUCUUCUCAGUGGUAAUACGUAUUCAAGGCACCUCUUUGCGCAAAGAGACACACAAUUGAUUUGAGACCUGCACUGACCCAGGCCUUUAUAAACUGCCACUCUGCCAGGCACACAUACACCCGCUCUCACUCAUGGUCCUCAGGAUAAGCUGCUGUGCACUGCAGGCUCUUGAACCUCACCCUGCUCAACCCACUCCACCACGAGGGGUUGGAGCGUAAAAGAGACACUGACAGACAAAACAAAGAUUCAGAGUCAUCUGUAUCUCUACUGUGACCCUCGUUCAAAGGACUCACUUGAGAAGAGUUUCUGUCAGACAGAGAGAGAGCAGUUGUUGUUGACCUCCACUUCACUUCCAUGGAACAGUGAAGGGAAGAGAGAAACUAUUGUGUGAGGUAGUCAAACGAUUAUGUUGGAGUGUAGUUGAGAGUGAAGUGUGUUUGUGUGUCUGCGACUAUGGAUUUCUUCCUCCAUGCAUUAUUUUACAAAGCAAAGAAAGACUAAAUAUAUGUUCUUCAUAAGGGACCUUCUACUACGGCCAGGCCUCUGAGACCUUCAGCCUGAGGAGAGGUGUCAGGUGGGAGUUUAUUGAGCUGUGAGGAGAGGAGAGCUGGCCAGGCCCCUGUUGCAGGAGGGUAACGUCAGAGAGGAAAUGGGGCUUAAUAGUGCAUUCCAACAGGGUACAGGGCUGGCCGGCAGAGAAAUGAACGAGCAAAUUGGUUUUUAAUUGGCUAGGGAGCCCUCUCAGUACUCUCCUCUUUACCAGGGUGAGAGGACUGUCUCUCACUCUCUCCUCUCUCUGCUCUCUAUCCUCUCUUUCUCUCCCCUCUCUCUCUCUCCCUCCCUCCCUCUCUCUCUCUCUUUUAGUCUAUUUGUAUCUCUUUGUCUCUCUCUCUCAGUUCGGAGUAAACACUGUUUCAAAGACCACAAACUCACAAAAAAGCAUUUAGCUGCCGUGCACUCUUCAUGUUUAAAUGACAGUAGGGGAGGACAGUAGUAUAAAACAUCACCUUACAGGGAACUGCUAAUUCUCCUACCAGAAGGUAGUGCCUUUUGAUACAGACAGUGUGUGACAGGGUGGCGUUUGUGUGUGACAGGGUGGUGUUUGUGUGUGACAGGGUGGUGUGUGUGUGUUACAGGGUGGUGUGUGUGUGUGUGUGUGUGACAGGGUGAGCGUUGUGCUGCGUGUCAUUAGCAUGGUGGUGCUAAUUGGAUUCCCAGACACCUUGAAUACCGCCUCGUAAAUACCACAGAAUAAGACAUUUAGCUGGAGGAGAGAGAGGGAGGCAGUGAUGGAGAGAGUGAGAGAAAGAGGUUUUAGCACACCUUUUAUUUACACUGAACAAAAAUAUAAACUCAACAUACAACAAUUUCAAAGAUUUUACUGAGUUACAGUUCAUAUAAGGAAAUCAGUCCAUUGAAAUAAAUUCAUUAGGCCCUAAUCUAUGGAUUUCACAUGACUGGGAAAACAGAUAUGCAUCUGUUGAAAAAAAAAAAUAGGAGCGUGGAUCAGAAAAUCAGUCAGUAUCACCCUUUGCCUCAUGCAGCGCGACACAUCUCCUUUGCAUAGAGUUGAUCAUGCUGUUGAUUGUGGCCUGUGGAAUAUUGUCCCACUCCUCUUAAAUGGCUGUGCGAAGUUGCUGGAUAUUGGUGGGAACUAGAACACACUGUCGUACACGUCAAUCCACAGCAUCCCAAACAUGCUCAAUGGGUGACAUGGCCAUGGAAGAACUUGGACAUUUUCAGCUUCCAGGAAUUCUUUACAGAUCUUUGCGACAUGGGGCCGUGCAUUAUCAUGCUGAAACAUGAGGUGAUUGCGGCGGAUGAAUGACACGAUAAUGUGCCUCAGGAUCUCGUCACGGUAUCUCUCUAUAUGACGUUGAAGGUGUCUUAUGGUAGAGCAAUGAACAUUACAUUCUCUGGCAACAGCUCUGGUGGACAUUCCUGCAGUCAGCAUGCCAAUUGCACGCUCCCACAAAACUUGAGACAUCUGUGCCAUUGUGGUGUUUGACAAAACUGCACAUUUUAGUGGCCUUUUAGUGUCCCCAGCACAAGGCGCACCUGUGUAAUGAUCAUGCUGUUUAAUCUACUUCUUGAUAUGCCACACCUGUCAGUCAGGUGGAGGGAUUAUCUUGGCAAAGGAGAAAUGCUCACUAACAGGGAUGUAAACAAAUUUGUGCAUAACAUUUUAGAGAAAUAAGCUUUUUGUGCGUAUGGGACAUUUCUGGGAUCUUUUAUUUCAGCUCAUGAAACAUGAUGCGUUUCUAUUUUUGUUCAGUGUAGCAAAUAUGGAGGGAAUACAGAGCUCGCAGCAUGCAUGGAGAGAGCGAGGGAGAGAGAGAGAGCCACAGUAAAAGCCAGUGUGUCCUCCUCUCCUCUGUAUUGGUGCCCUUCAGAUAAGCAGCGUUAGCAUCACAUGAUGUUAGACAGGUGGAUGCUGCUAUAUUUAGACUGUUUAGUGGGCACUGCAGCUUCACCACGGAGGAGGAAAUGGCUUAGGCUAGAUUUGCAUUAAUAUCAUUUUUGCACAUGACAGAAGUCAGUAGCAAUGAAUAACAUUACAUUUUUUAUUUAAUAAUAAUAUCAUCCCACAGUAGAGAGAACAUUUUAUAACGGACAAGCAUCUUGGUCACGAUUUUUGGAGCUCCACAGACGCUGUGGAGGGGAACAAUGGAUUCUUAUUUACCUCUGAGUAGGCUAUCCUUUUUUCCUUCUCUCCCUCUCUCUCACUUUCUCUCUCUCUCUCUGUGCACCAGCCCUGACAGCCUUGAGUAUAGACUGGGGAAUGGAAUGUUAUGUAACGCUGAGACCCAUCCAUGCUCCCCCUAGAACACCAGUGUAAAGCUAGCAGGUUAUUAAGAUGUCUUCUGCUGAUGUGUUUUCCGAUCUGCUGCAGAACACAACAUUGAGUCAACGCCACACUGCACAGCUCACAAUCACAUGUUGCUCUGGUAUGAUAAUGUUUGGAUGAUCUCUCCCCCUCACUCACUCACAUGUAUCAAAUCCUACAUGCCAUCUCCUGCCGUUGUGCCCUUGAGCAAGGCAUUUAAUCCCUAAAACCAGCUCCAGCGGUGCAGUAGUGUGGCUGCCCUCUGCUCCAACCUCUGUAUGUGUGUCUUUCAGAGGGGCCUGGAUGGAUAAAGCAGAAGACGCGUUUUAAUUAAUUUACAUUAGACAAUAAAAUAAUCUUCUCUCCCCCAGGUACCCACCGUGGCUGGGCGGCGGUACAGAUGCGUCUGCUCCAUGAGCUGGUGUACGCGUCCCGUCGUAUGGGAAACCCCGGCCUGUCCGUCCGCCACCUCUCCUUUCUGCUCCAGACCAUGCUGGACUUCCUCUCAGACCAAGGUCAGCCAACACACAGAUACACACACACACACACACACACACACAGAUACACACACACACACACACACACACACACACACACACACACACACACACACAUACACACACACACAGAUACACACACACACACACACACACACACACACACACACACACACACAGAGACACACAGACACAGACAUACACAUUAGCUCCCCAAGCCUUUAGCGCAAAUGACUACCGAAACCCAGACGGUCUCAUUCUCUAGUGUCUUUGAGAGGGGACUCUUUCAACAAUGUAAAUUCGCAUCCCUUAAUCCCCUAGAGUCGAUUUCCACAGCCCCAUGGUAAUCUAAUUAGCAUAAAAAAUCCCCAUAAAAAUCUGUCAGUUUAAGAGAUAGAGUUAUCCGUUUUUUUGCAUUGGAUGUGUCUCAAUCCACCGCAUCCGACGAUGUCGCACUUCUGCAUCUGCGGUGAAAGGUGACAGACUCGUCACCUCCCGAGUGGCGCAGUGGUCUAAGGCACUGCAUCGUAGUGCUAGCUGUGCCACUAGAGAUCCUGGUUCGAAUCCAGGCUCUGUCGUAGCCGGCCGCGACCGGGAAACCCAUGGGGCGGCGCACAAUUGGCCCAGUGUCGUCCAGGGUAGGGGAGGGAAUGGCCGGCAGGGAUGUAGCUCAGUUGGCAGAGCAUGGCGUUUGCAACGGCAGGGUUGUGGGUUCGAUUCCCACGGGGGGCCGGUAUGAAAAAAAAAAAAUUAUGUAUGCACUCACUAACUGUAAGUCGCUCUGGAAAAGAGCGUCUGCUAAAUGACUAAAAUGUAAAUGUAAAUGUAAGUCGGUACAGCCGAUCUGCUACACACUAAUAUGACCCCUCUGUGGAAAUGUGAGACUCUCACGAACAUGUACAUGUUUUGCUCUAGGACGUCCCCCGGUACCAGUUGAAAAUAUUUAUGGAAGUAUACAGUAUAUGGUGACUGUUUAGUGGCAAAAAUAGGGGGUUAAAUAUAUACAGUACCAGUCAAAUGUUUGGACACACCUACUCAUUCAAGGGUUUUUCUUUAUUUUUACUAUAUUCUACAUUGUAGAAUAAUAGUGAAGACAUCAAAACUAUGAAAUAACACACAUGGAAUCAUGCAGUAACCAAACAAGUGUUAAACAAAUGAAAAUAUAUUUUAUAUUUGAGGUUCUUCAAAUAGUCACCCUUGAUGACAGCUUUGCCCACUCUUGGCAUUCUCUCAACCAGCUUCACCUGGAAUGCUUUUCAGACAGUCUUGAAGGAGUUCCCACAUAUGCUGAGCACUUGUUGGCUGCUUUUCCUUCACUUUGUGGUCCGACUCAUCCCAAACCAUCUCAAUUUGGUUGAGGUCGGGGGAUUGUGGAGGCCAGGUCAUCUGAUGCAGCACUCUAUCACUAUCCUUCUUGGUAAAAUAGCCCUUACACAGCCUGGAGGUGUGUUGGGUCAUUGUCCUGUUGAAAAACAAAUGAUAGUCCCACUAAGCCCAAACCAGAUGGGAUGGCGUGUCGCUGCAGAAUGCUGUGGUAGCCAUGCUGGUUAAGUGUGCCUUGAAUUCUAAAUAAAUCACAGACAAUGUCACCAGCAAAGCACCCCCACACCAUAACACAUCCUCCUCCAUGCUUUACGGUGGGAAAUACACAUGCAGAGAUGAUCCGUUCACCCACACUGCGUCUCACAAAAACAUGGCGGUUGGAACCAAAGGACACAUUUCCACCGGACUAAUGUCCAUUGCUCGUGUUUCUUGGCUCAAGCAGGUCUCUUCUUCUUAUUGGUGUCCUUUAGUAGUGGUUUCUUUGCAGCAAUUAGACCGUGGAGGCCUGAUUCACACAGUCUCCUCUGAACAGUUGAUGUUGAGAUGUGUCUGUUGAACUCUGUAAAGCAUUUCUUUGGGCUGCAAUUUCUGAGGCUGGUAUCUCUAAUGAACUUAUCCUCUGCAGCAGAGGUAACUCUGGGUCUUCCAUUCCUGUGGCGGUCCUCAUGAGAGCCAGUUUCACAUAGUACUUGAUGGUUUUUGCGACUGCACUUGAAGAAACUUUCAAAGUUCUUGAAAUGUUCCAUAUUGACUGACCUUCAUGUCUUAAAGUAAUGAUGGACUGUUGUUUCUCUUUGCUUAUUUGAGCUGUUCUUGGACUUGGUCUUUUACGAAAUAGGGCUAUCUCCCCCCCCCCCCCCCCCCCCCAACUGAUUGGCUCAAACUGUUAUUCUACAAUGUUAAAAAUAGUAAAAAUAAAAAAAGUAGUAGGUGUGUCCGAACUUUUGACUGGUAGUGUCUAUACACACACUACCAGUCAAACGUUUUGACACACCUACUCAUUCAAGCGUUUGUCUUUAUUUUUAAAAAAUUUUACAUUGUAGAAUAUUAUAUAUUUAUAUUUAUAUUUAUGUCAUUUAGCAGACGCUCUUAUCCAGAGCGACUUAGUUAGUGAGUGCAUACAUUCUUUUUUUUAUAUAUACAGUGGGGAGAACAAGUAUUUGAUACACUGCCGAUUUUGCAGGUUUUCCUACUUACAAAGCAUGUAGAGGUCUGUAAUUUUAAUCAUUUGUACACUUCAACUGUGAGAGACGGAAUCUAAAAUAAAAAUCCAGAAAAUCACAUUGUAUGAUUUUAAGUAAUUAAUUUGCAUUUUAUUGCAUGACAUAAGUAUUUGAUACAUCAGAAAAGCAGAACUUAAUAUUUGGUACAGAAACCUUUGUUUGCAAUUACAGAGAUCAUACGUUUCCUGUAGAUCUUGACCAGGCUUGCACACACUGCAGCAGGGAUUUUGGCCCACUCCUCCAUACAGACCUUCUCCAGAUCCUUCAGGUUUCGGGGCUGUCGCUGGGCAAUACGGACUUUCAGCUCCCUCCAAAGAUUUUCUAUUGGGUUCAGGUCUGGAGACUGGCUAGGCCACUCCAGGACCUUGAGAUGCUUCUUACGGAGCCACUCCUUAGUUGCCCUGGCUGUGUGUUUUGGGUCGUUGUCAUGCUGGAAGACCCAGCCACGACCCAUCUUCAAUGUUCUUACUGAGGGAAGGAGGUUGUUGGCCAAGAUCUCGCGAUACAUGGCCCCAUCCAUCCUCCCCUCAAUACGGUGCAGUCGUCCUGUCCCCUUUGCAGAAAAGCAUCCCCAAAGAAUGAUGUUUCCACCUCCAUGCUUCACGGUUGGGAUGGUGUUCUUGGGGUUGUACUCAUCCUUCUUCUUCCUCCAAACACGGCAAGUGGAGUUUAGUCCAAAAAAGCUCUAUUUUUGUCUCAUCAGACCACAUGACCUUCUCCCAUUCCUCCUCUGGAUCAUCCAGAUGGUCAUUGGCAAACUUCAGACGGGCCUGGACAUGCACUGGCUUGAUCAGGGGGACCUUGCGUGCGCUGCAGGAUUUUAAUCCAUGACGGCGUAGUGUGUUACUAAUGGUUUUCUUUGAGACUGUGGUCCCAGCUCUCUUCAGGUCAUUGACCAGGUCCUGCCGUGUAGUUCUGGGCUGAUCCCUCACCUUCCUCAUGAUCAUUGAUGCCCCACGAGGUGAGAUCUUGCAUGGAGCCCCAGACCGAGGGUGAUUGACCGUCAUCUUGAACUUCUUCCAUUUUCUAAUAAUUGCGCCAACAGUUGUUGCCUUCUCACCAAGCUGCUUGCCUAUUGUCCUGUAGCCCAUCCCAGCCUUGUGCAGGUCUACAAUUUUAUCCCUGAUGUCCUUACACAGCUCUCUGGUCUUGGCCAUUGUGGAGAGGUUGGAGUCUGUUUGAUUGAGUGUGUGGACAGGUGUCUUUUAUAUAGGUAACAAGUUCAAACAGGUGCAGUUAAUAUAGGUAAUGAGUGGAGAACAGGAGGGCUUCUUAAAGAAAAACUAACAGGUCUGUGAGAGCCGGAAUUCUUACUGGUUGGUAGGUCAUCAAAUACUUAUGUCAUGCAAUAAAAUGCAAAUGAAUUAUUUAAAAAUCAUACAAUGUGAUUUUCUGGGUUUUUGUUUUAGAUUCCGUGUCUCGCAGUUGAAGUGUACCUAUGAUAAAAAUUACAGACCUCUACAUGCUUUGUAAGUAGGAAAACCUGCAAAAUCGGCAGUGUAUCAAAUACUUGUUCUCCCCACUGUGUGUAUAUAUAUAUAUAUAUAUAUUUACAUUUCAUACUGGCCCCCCGUGGGAAUCGAACCCACAACCCUGGCGUUGCAAACGCCAUGCUCUACCAACUGAGCUACAUCCCUGCCGGCCAUUCCCUCCCCUACCCUGGACGACGCUGGGCCAAUUGUGCGCCGCCCCAUGGGUCGAACCAGGAUCUCUAGUGGCACAGCUAGCACUGCGAUGCAGUGCCUUAGAUCACUGCGCCACUCGGGAGCCCGUCUGGUGUUCAACCUUCCCAAGUUCUCUCACGUCACCCCGCUCCUCCGCACACUCCACUGGCUUCCAGUUGAAGCUCGCAAUUUGCUUCAAGACCAUGGUGCUUGCCUACGGAGCUGUGAGGGGAACGGCACCUCCGUACCUUCAGGCUCUGAUCAGUCCCUACACCCAAACGAGGGCAUUGCGUUCAUCCACCUCUGGCUUGCAGGCCCCCCUACCUCUGCGGAAGCACAGUUCCCGCUCAGCCCAGUCAAAACUGUUUGCUGCUCUGGCACCCCAAUGGUGGAACAAGCUCCCUCACGACGCCAGGUCAGCGGAGUCACUCACCACCUUCCGGAGACACUUGAAACCCCACCUCUUUAAGGAAUACCAGGGAUAGGAUAAAGUAAUCCUUCUAUCCCCCCUUACCCCACCCCCCAAAAAAAAAAAAAAAAAAAAAAAAACAUAUUGUAAAGUGGUUAUCCCACUGGCUAUAAGUUGAAUGCACCAAUUAGUAAGUCGCUCUGGAUAAGAGCGUCUGCUAAAUGCCGUAAAUAUUAGUGAAGACAUCAAAACUAUGAAAUAACAUAUAUGGAAUCAUGUAGUAACCAAAAAAGUGUUAUACAAAUCAAAAUAUAUUUGAGAUUCUUCAAAUAGCCACCCAGGGUUUAGACAUGUACUGAAUAGAAAGGAAACUGAAUAAAAAUAGUAACUCUUUCAAAAAAGGAAAGAAAAUGUCUGACUAGCUCUAGUCUAGGACUAACAGAUAUUACAUAGUCAUAGUCAAACGUUUUUGUCCGUACAGUGCCUUGCAAAAGUAUUCAUCCCCCUUGGCGUUUUUCCUAUUUUUUUGCAUUACAACCUGUAAUUUAAAUGGAUUUUUAUUUGGAUUUCAUGUAAUGGACAUACGCAAAAUAGUCCAAAUUGGGGAAGUGAAAUGAAAAACAUAACUUGUUUACAAAAAUAUAAUAAAUAACGGAAAAGUGGUGCGUGCAUAUGUAUUCACCCCCUUUGCUAUGAAGCCCCUAAAUAAGAUCUGGUGCAACCAAUUACCUUCAGAAGUCACAUAAUUAGUUAGAUUGCACACAGGUGGACUUUAUUUAAGUGCCACAUGAUCUCAGUAUAUAUACACCUGUUCUGAAAGGCCCCAGAGUCUGCAACACCACUAAGCAAGGGGCACCACCAAGCAAGCGGCACCAUGAAGACCAAGGAGCUGUCCAAACAGGUCAGGGACAAAGUUGUGGAGAAGUACAGAUCAGGGUUGGGUUAUAAAAAAAUAUCAGAAACUUUGAACAUCCCACGGAGCACCAUUAAAUCCAUUAUUUAAAAAAUUGAAAGAAUAUGGCACCAUAACAAACCUGCCAAGAGAGGGCCACCCACCAAAACUCACGGACCAGGCAAGGAGGGCAUUAAUCAGAGAUGCAACAAAGAGACCAAAGAUAACCCUAAAGGAGCUGCAAAGCUCCACAGCGGAGAUUGGAGUAUCUGUCCAUAGGACCACUUUAAGCCGUACACUCCACAGAGCUGGGCUUUACAGAAGAGUGGCCAGAAAAAAGCCAUUGCUUAAAGAAAAAAAUAAGCAAACAUGUUUGGUGUUUGCCAAAAGCCAUGUGGGAGACUCCCCAAACAUAUGGAAGAAGGUACUCUGGUGAGAUGAGACUAAAAUUGAGCUUUUUGGGCAUCAAGGAAAACGCUAUGUCUGGUGCAAACCCAAAACCUCUCAUCACCCUGAGAACACCAUCCCCACAGUGAAGCAUGGUGGUGGCAGCAUCAUGCUGUGGUGAUGUUUUUCAUCGGCAGGGAAGGAAUGAUGGAUGGCACUAAAUACAGGGAAAUCCUUGAGGGAAACCUGUUUCAAUCUUCCAGAGAUUUGAGACUGGGACGGAGGUUCACCUUCCAGCAGGACAAUGACCCUAAGCAUACUGCUAAAGCAACACUCGAGGGGUUUAAGGGGAAACAUUUAAAUGUCUUGGAAUGGCCUAUCCAAUUGAGAAUCUGUGGUAUGACUUAAAGAUUGCUGUACACCAGCGGACCCAUCCAAGUUGAAGGAGCUGGAGCAGUUUUGCCUUGAAGAAUGGGCAAAAAUCGCAGUGGCUAGAUGUGCCAAGCUUAUAGAGACAUACCCCAAGAGACUUGCAGCUGUAAUUGCUGCAAAAGGUGGCUCUACAAAGUAUUGACUUUGGGGGGGUGAAUAGUUAUGCACGCUCAAGUUUUCUGUUUUCUUGUCUUAUUUCUUGUUUGUUUCACCCCAAAAAUAUUUUGCAUGUUGUGUAAAUCAAAUGAUACAAACCCCCCAAAAAUCUAUUUUAAUUCCAGGUUGUAAGGCAACAUAAUAGGAAAAAUACCAAGGGGGGUGAGUACUUUCGCAAGCCACUGUAUUAGUUUAAAAUCCUACUUCAUUUUUCUCCAUUUCAUACUACUGAUCAUCUAAAAUCAUCCCCUGGCCACAGCCAUCCAUGCAUGUCCUUUAGGAAAGCCAUCAUUGUGCCUGCGGGUGUAAUGGUGUGUGUGAUGCUCAACCAAGCCAGUCUCAGCUGGUGGCUGGGUGACUGUGGGCUUCAUCUGGACUCAGGAGAUGGGUACUCACCCAAGGCGAGGGGGAGGAGUGGGGGGAGGUAGAGCAGAUGCCUCACUGACCUCACUAUCGAGACCAGUGUAAUCCUUUUGGUAGAGGGGGGGAAAAGGGAGAGGGAGGGAGAGAGAGAGUGGAGAAAGCAGAUGGAGAGCGAAAAGCAGAGUGCGAAUACAGAGAGGGAGAGCAAAGAGAGAGACAUUUUAAAUGUAUUAUGAUCCCCAUUAGCCGACACCAAUGGCAACAGCUAAUCUUACUGGGGUCCAACACAUACCCAAAAAUACAUUACAGACAAAAUACUUUACAAUUUACAUACAUAAAAAAAUAGUAACAUAUAGUGUGUGCAUCUGUCACUUACACAUACUGUACAUGUCAGUACAUCCUCACCAGAAGUAGGUCGCAUUUGAGAGCGAGAGAGGGAGAGAGCAGAGCGCCAACAGUAUGAAAUAUUCACCAAUGUCAGCAGCAGCAGUUAGGGACUGUUGCUACGCUGAGGGAGGCCAUGCUCCCAUCUACCCAGCAUCCUCACUGUUUAAACCUGCUGGAAUAACAACAGCUCAGCUACAGCUCAGUGGGCGUCAUACACCCACCGUGUGUGUCAGCCGCCGUCACACUCAAACAACAGGCAGUUACAGCCUGUGACGCCUCAAGAGACCGAAAGGUGUGAAGUAUGAUUGAGAAAAAAUGCUUUUCUUGCUAUGACAUUUUGUGUGUGAGGCUGAGCAUAAAAAAGUGACAGAACAUAUUUCAUUGUUAUAUUUCAGCUAGCAUGUGCACUAUGAUCUCACUCAAGUUGAAGCCCCAGACUCCUAACUCCAUGCUUGAGUAACUGUUUUAACAGCUUAAAACCUCUAUAGUUCUCAGUGAGUUUCUCAAUGGUGGCUUUGGCAGAGACACUCAGUGAAAUGGGCCGUGCACAAAUCUGUCCCCUCUAAACUGCGGUUGCACGCCUACUCUCCUCGCCCUCGUCUCUCUCUCUCACCCUCCCUCUCGCUUUCUCUCACUCUCCCUCUUCCUCCCUCCUGCUAUUCCCUAUCACCCCCCUGCUGUUUGUCUGCAGUGUGGUGAUGUCACACACGGCGGGGGUUAUUGCAGGCCGUCUUCUCCCAGCAUGCAGUAGUGGGGUGCGGCCCCCUCGCUGUGUUCGCUGCGUGUCUGGGGAAUUAUUGUAGAACACACAGCAGCACAGCUCAGCACAGGGGAACAGUGUGACUCUCGGCCCAGCAGCAACAGCCUUUUCAUUUAAAGUCACAAUCCUGAGUUUGUGUUUCAACCCAAUACUACUUGGUUUGGUAUAAAGCUGACAGAUGAGGAUGGGAAACAAUAUAACCAUUCUCAAAUAUCCCAGAUUGUGCCUUUAAUCCCCAGAUCUGGGGCGUCAUUUAUCAACCGUGCGUACAUUAAAAAAAAAAGUUCUGGUGUAGUGGAGAUUCUAGGAUUUGCGUGUGCAACAAAUUAUUGGGAUUGAUCAAACUGUUGCACACAAAAUAAGCAUGUUUUAAUUGAUAAAUCAGAGCCAUACUAUAUUUGUGGGCUCGUGAACGAGCGCUACAACCCCGCCUGAAAGACGCCCUUACCUUUUUAUGGUAACAGAAAUGCCCUCAUUUGCUGUAUGAUUUGGAGAUGUUGGAACUGGGCCAUGAUAGUUUCUAGAAGAUAUCGCAAUGGCAAAUUUGAUCACAUUUCUGUAGAGGUGUGGGCAGAAUGUCCUUUUUUUUAGUGGUCUAUUUACUUUCGAGCAUGGUUGUCUUAUUGAAUGAGUGAUGGAUAAAUGGUAGCCUAAUAUUUGUGGGAAUGAACCAGUCACGUCAGAAAAGGAGAGACAUGCCCUGCAAUAUGAUUAGGAUUUAGGACUAUAUAAUAAAAGUAAAAUAAACAUAUUAGACGACAUUCUGCUAUGCGAUCUUCUACCAACGGCAAAUUCAUCUGUUUUAUCAUUAGGCCAAUGUUUUAAUGAGCUUACCAUUAUUAUCAUUCCCGUGCAUCAAACACCUCCAUUUCCCCCAAAAGAACAAUAGCCAAUUUGCUUGCAUAGAGUUGAUCAUCAACUAGAAGUUGUGCGCACGCAUGAUUUGAGAUUUGUGUGGAGAUGCACACACUUUUCCGUCAAGUUCAAAAUGUAUAAUUAUCAACCUUUGCGGGAAAACUGGCGCAUGUGUGCAUCUCUUUUUUUGUGCACGCACCUUGAUACAUGAGGCCCCUGGUGAGGCCCUGGGGUUUGGGUAUGAGAGAGGGGCUGUUUUUCUACACAGGUGCACAACCAAGGAAUUUGUUCUGUCCCUCAACAUCGUGGUACAGUAUGUGACCGAUAGUACACGACACAGUAUAUGACCAAGACAAUUCAAGUCUUAGAAGUCAACCCCUGUAAAUGAAUAUCGACUCCAGUUUCUCCUUUAAGCACAUUGCUGUCCUCCCGUUUAGUCCUCCCAUUUAAUGUCACAGCAGAAGCUCCCGGGGAAAGGAAAUGCCAGGGCUUUGAAUUUCAGGGCCGGCGCUUUCAAAGGUCUGUCUUGAGGUAGUAGUGCCUUUUCAAGUCCCCGUCGGUGACAUUAAAAAACAUAACUCAAAUGUUUUAUUUAAGCUGGGCCUUUGUAGAGUGGCAGGGAUUGAAGAUAACUGCUUAAUGUUUCUGGCUUAGGAGAGUGAGGGAAAGGGAGAGAGAUGGGUUCAGGAGAAGGUGAUCACGCCAAGCUCAUUAACGUUACCACUGUGUCACCCUGCCUGGGAGAGGGCGAAGAGAGGUAGAGAGAGUGAGCAAUAGGAAGAGAAAGAGGUAGCGUGUCAUUUUUCCUCUAGUGACAUCACAAAAGCUUCAGGACUGCAUGGGAUGAAGGGAGGAAGAGAUAAGUAAAGCGUGUGGGGGUGAAGGCUGGGAAAUGCCAGGGACCUCACGAUAUAAGUAUUCAACCCCAUUGCUAUGGCAAGCCUAAAUAAGUUCAGGAGUAAAAAUGUGCUUAAUAAGUCACAUAAUAAGUUGCAUUGACUCACUCUGUGUGCAAUAAUAGUGUUUAACAUGAUUUUUGUAUGAUUACAGUUAUCUGUAAGGUCCCUCAAUCGAGCAGUGAAUUUCAAACACAGAUUCAACCACACAGACCAGGGAGGUUUUCCAAUGGUAGAUAAAAAAAAAAGAAGCUGACAUUGUAUAUCCCUUUGAGCAUGGUGACGUUAUUAAUUACACUUUGGAUGGUGUAUCAAUACACCCAGUCACUACAAAGACACAGGCGUCCUUCCGAACUCAGUUGCCGGAGAGGAAGGAAACCGCUCAUGGAUUUCACCAUGAGGCCAAGGGAGACUUUAAAUAGUUACAGAGUUUAAUGGCUGUGAUAGGAGAAAACUGAGGAUGGAUCAACAACAUUGUAGUUACUCCACAAUUCUAACCACCUUGACAGAGUGAAAAGAAGUAAGCCUGUACAGAAUAAACAUAUUCCAAAACAUGAAUCCUGUUUGCAACAAGUUACUAAAGUAAUACUGCAAAACAUUUGGCAAGUCAAUUAACUUUGUCCUGAAUACAAAGUGUUAUGUUCGGGGCAAAUCCAAAACAACACAUUACUGAGUAUCACUCUCCAUAUUUUCAAGCAUAGUGGUGGCUGCAUCAUGUUAUGGGUAUGCUUGUAAUCGUUAAGGAUUGGGAAGUUUUUCAGGGUAAAAAAUAAACGGAAUGGAGUUAAGCACAGGCAAAAUCCUAGAGGAAAACCUGGUUCAGUCUGCUUUCCACCAGACACUGGGAGAUUAAUUCACCUUUCAGAGGAAAAUAACCUAAAACACAAGGCCAAAUCUACACUGGAUUUGCUUACCAAGAAGACUGAAUGUUCUUGAGUGGCCGGGUUACAGUUUUGAUAUACUGUAAAUCGGCUUGAAAAUCUAUGGCAAGACUUGAAAGUCCAGGUGUGCAAAGCUCUCAUAGACUUACACAGAAAGACUCACAGCUGUAAUCACUGCCAAAUGUGAUUUUAACAUGUAUUGACUCAAGGGUGUGAAUACUUAUGUAAAUUAGAUAUUUCUGUAUUUAAAAUAAAUUUGGAAAAAUGUCUAAAAACAUGUUUUCACUUUGUCAUUAUGGAGUAUUGUGUGCAGAUGAGUAAAACAAAGAAGAUUUAAUCAAUUUUGAAUUCAGGCUGUAACACAACAAAAUGUGGAAUUAGUCAAGGGGUAUGAAUAAUUUCUGAAGGCACUGUAGGUGCCGAUAUGUAUUGCGAUUCUCAUGAUUCUAUAUGUAUUGCGAUUCGAUGUUCCAAACAUAUUGCUCACCAUACAGUAUGUCUGUUGCAGAGGGACAAGAGAGAGCCGUGAGAAAACUACACAAUAUAUACAAAAGUAUGUGGACAUCCCUUCAGAUUAGUGGACUCUGCUAUUUCAGCCACACCCUUUGCUGACAGGUGUAUAAAAUCGAGCACACAGCCAUGCAAUCUCCAUAGACAAACAUUGGCAGUAGAAUUACCUUACUGAAGAGCUCAUUGACUUUCAACAUGGCACAGUCAUAGGAUGCCACCUUUCCAAUAAGUCAGUUUGUCAAAUUUCUGCCCUGCUAGUGCUGCCCCGGUCAACUGUAAGUGCUGUUAUUGUGAAGUGCAAACGUCUAGGAGCAACAACGGCUCAGCCACGAAGUGGCAUGCCAUACAAGCUCACAGAACGGAACCCUGAGUGCUGAAGCGCGUAGCGUGUAAAAAUCGUCUGUCCUCGGUUGCAACACUCACUACCAAGUUCCAAACUGCCUCAGGAAGCAAUGUCAGCACAAGAACUGUUCGUUGGGAGCUUCAUAAAAUAGGUUUCCAUGGCCGAGCAGCCACACACAAGCAUAAGGUCAUCAUGCGCAAUGCCAAGCGUCGGCUGGAGUGGAGUAAAGCUCGCUGCCAUUGAACUCCGGAGCAGUGGAAAUGCGUUCUCUGGAGUGAUGAAUCACUCUUCACCAUCUGGCAGUCCGACGGACGAGUCUGAGUUCAGCGGAUGCCAAGAGAACGCUACCUGCCCCAAUGCAUAGUGCCAACUGUAAAGUUUGGUGGAGGAGGAAUAAUGGUCUGGGGCUGUUUUUCGUGGUGCAGGCUAGGCCCCUUAGUUCCAGUGAAGGGAAAUCUUAACGCUACAGCAUGCAAUGACAUUCUAGACGAUUCUGUGCUUCCGACUUUGUGGCUUCAGUUUGGGGAAGGCCCUUUCCUGUUUCAGCAUGACAAUGCCCCCGUGUACAAAGCGAGGUCCAUACACAAAUGGUUUGUCGAGAUCGGUGUGGAAGAACGUGACUGGCCUGCACAGAGCCCUGACCUCAACCCCAUCAAACACCUUUGGGAUGAAUUGGAACGACUGCGAGCCAGGCCUAAUCGCCCAACAUCAGUGCCCGACCUCACUAAUGCUCUUGUGGGUAAAUGGAAGCAAGUCCCCGCAGCAAUGUUCCAACAUCUGGUGAAAAGCCUUCCCAGAAGAGUGGAGGCUGUUAUAGCAGCAAAGUGGGGGACCAACUCCAUAUUAAACCCCUGAUUUUGGAAUGAGAUGUUUGACGAGCAGGUGUCCACAUACUUUUGGUCAUGUAGUGUAGUUCUGAUCAGUCAUGGGAAUUAAAGUGCUGAAAACAAAUUGGCUCCCUAUUUAAAGCCUCUUAGAUGUAAGGUCCCGUGUUUUGGGGACCUGCGUUGUUCUGGGACCGAUUCCAACCGAAAUGGUCACUUAUAAAUCGAUAGAUCUACGGUGUCAAUAGAAAUGGCUUGCGCUGAUCGAUAGCCCUGGUUCCCACGGACACAGUAGUAUUCUUUUCUCAGCCUGUGUGACGUAGGAUGUGAAAUCUGAAACCACUUGAAGCUCGGAUGUCCCUCCUACCAUUCAUUCACUCUUCUGACUGUCCAACUCAUGGCUGAACCCUACAUCACAGACAAAGCAUAUGCCUGCAUUCAGAGCACCAGGAUAGAGUGGUUUCAUCACGAUAGCACUUUCAGAGAUCGAAUUAUAGCCAUUAAUCUAAAAUAAUUCAUAGAUUUUAAACAAAAAACACUUUCUGUUUGUCAUAGACGGACAAGAUUAAUAUGAGAUGAAUGGUGUGUUCCUAACGAGUUCAGGAAGCCAAGCUAGAGCUCUGUGAGACUUCCACAGCGAUGAGGGCAGAAGUUUUGAUCGAGAGACCACAUUUUCUCUAACACUAAACGUACAAAUAUGUAUUUUACGGUUAUAAGGAAGGUGAAAGCUUAGUCGUUUUAUAAUUAGAAUAUGCUAUAUUUAGAAAGCAUAAGUCAUUUCAAGCCUUAUUCAUACAGUUUUGAUGAACAUAUUUUUAUCAUAUUUGUGCUGUGUACUUGAGCUUGUGUCCUCAAAGGUGACUACACCUCAGCAAUGUAACUAUUUUUACCAGAAAGGUGAGAUUUUAACCUUUGAGUAUUACUAGUUAUUCUUUACGGCCCUCUCAUUAUAAAUAAUUACUUUUGGGGAUUACAUAGAUGACUUUUUCGAUUACAUUUAGUUAAAUUUAACUGGUUAAAAAGAAGAUGGAGAACAAGCUAUGAAGGAAAUAAACUGGAGUUAUGGCGCAGGUACAGACAUCCAACUAGCGCAAAAAUAAUAUUGUGAUAUUGUCAAAACAAUACGACACAAUAUAUUGUCAAAAAUAAUACGACACAAUAUAUUGUCAUAAAUAAUAUCCCGAUAUGUAACUGUAUCGAUGUUUUUCCCCCAUCGCUAGUGGGGGUAGUUCAACUGUAUCAGGGACAGGAGGUUACAAUCAAUAUUUUACUAGUUGGCUGUGUUGUGGCUUGGAAACUAGGCUUCAGAUCAGAAGCUUGCAGGCUCUUAUCUAUAUUGAGACCUAUUUAUUUUUUUUGAAACAGUUGUUAAAAUGAAUAGCGUUAGCUGAAGUUUAUCGUGGCAGAAAUGGCAAUUAAAGACUACUUGAGCCUAAUCUGAAGCUUAUCGUUUCAUCGCAGCAGAACUAGCCUAACAGUAGUCCAUGCUGUGUUUCUAUAUCUGGUUUACUAGUCCCAGAUAAUUGAUUGUACUUUCUCCUGAAUCAUCAGAGGUGAACAUUUAAAAAUGGCCACUUCACAAGUCAUUUUACCCUUUUGCUGUCUCCUCUCUCAAUUAUUUAUUCAGGUAUUCCCCAAUGUUCACUCGUACAUGCUUCAUUUAGGAUAUCCGUGACCGUGAUCUGAGAAUGACAGCGUCAAUGUAUCCCAAAAAUAGUAGUAUCUACAGUAUUAAUAUCUCCAGGUAUUAGUUUGGUCUCUCUUGCAGUCCCACUGUAA
Molecule: messenger RNA, 27995 nt
Organism: Coregonus sp. 'balchen'
Lineage: Eukaryota; Metazoa; Chordata; Actinopteri; Salmoniformes; Salmonidae
Source: the annotation of a GenBank genome assembly